Messenger RNA from Cottoperca gobio, 3738 nucleotides. RefSeq names its product neuregulin 2b (gene nrg2b). The record is from RefSeq and is a predicted model, not a curated record. Gene Ontology annotation, biological process: nervous system development; intracellular signal transduction; animal organ development. Gene Ontology annotation, molecular function: signaling receptor binding. The transcript has 12 exons. The coding region runs from base 764 to 2905 and encodes 713 amino acids. NCBI's taxonomy places the organism in Eukaryota, Metazoa, Chordata, Actinopteri, Perciformes, Bovichtidae.
GCUGCUCGCGUUUGAUGAGGGGCGCAGGGGACGCGGCUGGAGGGUGCGCGCUACUGUUGCAUCGCCUAACCGGAUAACCACUGCUAUCUCAUUCUGUCAGUCUGUUCCUCCCCGGUUUUCUGUUAUCUUUUUAUAUUUUUAGUUACCGAUUUAUGGGUUUGCAGGAGGGGGACUCUUUUGACGAUCGAAAUAAGUGGAUAAAGGACCCGACCUUGCGUGUGCGUGUGCGUGGAGUGCGUAUCAUUUCUUCUGAUUCCCCUGUACGCGCAAGCUGCUUUUUUCAUUCUAGAGAGGCAAUGCGCCCACCCAUGCGAUGCUAGCCUAUUAGCUGGAGAGAGAGAGAGAGAGAGAGAGAGAGAGAGAGAGAGAGAGAGAGAGAGAGAGAGAGAGAGAGAGAGAGAGAGGGAAAGAGAGGGAGAGAGGUUUCAGCCCUGGAUUCGAGAGGAGGCUAAUUUACGAGUCUUGUUUUGCCUUUCAGGAAAAGGGGAGAUAAGAGGGGGAGGGUGGUUGGUAAAGGAGAAUGCAGCAAUCACAUUUUUAAGAAUGCAGAAGCGGGCCGUUUCCGGUUCCUAGGCUGGUGUGUCCCCCCAUCCGAGGCCAGCAGCCGUAUGGGGAAAGCAGCGGCAGACACAGAUGGCAUGGACACUUCCACAAGGUCUGCCGCUCUGCCCUGCCUGCUCUGCCGGAGCCCGUUCGCCGCCGUCUCUCUCUUCCAGCUCGCUCCGCCGCCCAGCAGCACUGCAGCACAGCACAGGCUGACGGCAUGAGGCUUGAUCCAGUCCAUUUCUCCAUGCUGGUCAUCGGGGUCUCCUUCGCCUGUUACGCCCCGAGUCUCAACUCCCUCCAGGACCAGGCGUACCGAUCCGCCGUGGUCAUCGAGGGCGAGGUGCGCUCCUCCCCGGAGAACGUCUCCUCCCGGGAGCCCUACAGUGUGAAUGUCAAAGUGCUGGACGUGUGGCCCGUCAACAGCGGCGGCCUCGAGAGGGAGCAGCUCGUGACCGUCGGGGACUUCGGUUCCGAGGCCCCGUGCACCACGGUGGAGAAGGACCACAGAUAUAUAUUUUUCAUGGACCCCACCGCUGAGCCCUUGGUAUUCAAGGCAUCGUACGCCCCCGUGGACGCCAGCGAGCCGGAGUUGAAGAAGGAUGUGGAGAGAGUGUUGUGCGAGGACUGCGCCUCUGCUCCUAAGCUCCGGCUGAUGCGAGGCCAGUCUCUGGUGGAAGGGGACAAGCUGUACUUGAAGUGCGAGGCGUCGGGGAAUCCCAGCCCUUCUUUCCGCUGGUACAAAGAUGGACACGAGCUUCAGAAAGGCAGAGACCUCAAAAUAAAGACCAACAAAAAAAACUCAAAGGUGCAGAUCAGUCGUGUCCGUGUGGAAGACUCUGGGAACUACACCUGUGUGGCUGAAAACUCACUAGGACAAGAAAACGUCACAAGUAUAAUCAGCGUGCAGAUCUUGACCACCACCACCACCCCGUCUCCAGGUGUGAGUCACGCGAGGCGCUGCAACGACUCAGAGAAGGCCUACUGCGUCAACGGAGGAGACUGUUACUUCAUACAUGGUAUUAACCAGCUGUCCUGCAAGUGUCCCAAUGACUAUACGGGGGACCGCUGUCAAAACUCCGUCAUGGCCGGUUUCUACAAGCUUCUCAGAAUUGAAUUUAUGGAGGCGGAGGAUCUCUACCAGAGGCGGGUGCUGACGAUCACAGGCAUCUGUGUGGCGCUGCUGGUGGUUGGCAUCGUCUGUGUGGUGGCCUACUGCAAAACCAAGAAGCAGAGGACGAAGAUGCACAGUCACCUACACCAGAACCAGAAUCAGUGUGUGGAGCAACCCAACCGCAUGCUGGCCAACGGACCCAACCACCCCGGGCCCGGCCCCGAGGAGAUCCCCAUGGUUGACUACAUCUCUAAGAGCGUCCCUACGACAGAGUGUGUGAUCAGUCAUGGAGCUGAGGGUGCAGGCAACUACGCAGGCAGCCGGAUGUCUACCCGCUCCCACCACUCGACCACUGCCUCACACGCUUCCAGACACGAGGAGCAGACGUGGAGCAUGGAGCGAACAGAGAGUAUGAACUCAGACUGCCAGUCAGGUGGGCUGUCCAGCUCUGUGGGAACCAGUAAGUGCAGCAGCCCGGCAUGCAUGGCGAGGAGGGCCACCCACUGGGGCUGCACGGACAUGUCCGGGCCGGGAAUGCAGUACGGGGAUUCCUACGACUCUCUAAGAGACUCGCCUCACAGUGACAGGUAUGUGUCGGCGCUGACCACGCCAGCACGCCUGUCCCCGGUGGAGUUCCACUACCCCCCGUUGCCGCCGCAGAUGCCCACCUUCCAGAUCACCUCGCCGAACACAGGUCACGCCCUCUCCCUGCCCCCUGCUGCAGCCGCCUACCACAGAGAGGACGACCAGCCGCUGCUACGAUGCCCCGAUGAUGGAAGUUUAUACAGGCAGCCCCGGCGUCCGCGGCGACCCUACCUGACGGAGAGCACAGGAAGUCUACCGUCCAGCCCCUACCGUCUCCCUGACGAUGAGGCCUACGAGACCACGCAGGAGUACGCCUCUUCGCGGGAACCCAUCCGCAGCCGACGUCGCCCGCGACGCAACCGCCUCAAUGGACACAUCUCGCAGCGUUCAGCGGGCCUACGGGACUACAGCUCACAGAGCUUCAGCCAGUCAGAGGAGGAGGAGGAAGAGGAGGAGGAAGAGGACACUCAUGGGGAGAGCACGCCUUUCCUUAGUAUGCAGAACAUGACCAUGGACCCGCCCUUAACCGUGCCGGGUUUACGUUCGUCAUCCGGUGCGGACACACGGACUCACCGCGGGCUGAGUCGGCCGGGGACACGCAGCAACGGGCAGAGCCGAGGCUCCCAGUCGCAUCGCUCUAAGGCUGACAACAUGCCCCUUUAAGACUCAACCUCCCCCCUGACACCACCCACCCCUCCACCUCACACACUCCCCUCCUCCUACACACAACCAGUGGACUAGAGACCUGCACCUAGGAGAAAUAUUUUUAUUUUGUAUAACAGACAGAUAUUCUAAACAAAUGAAAUAUUUAUUUUCAUUUCAGCAAAAAUUGUCUACUAGCUAACAGCAAAGACUUUUUUUAUAACGGGGGGGAAAUAUUUAUAUGUAAAGUUUUUUGAUUUACAGCAUUAUGAGAGAUGAAAAAAUAAGAGAAUUACGUGCCAAUUUUUUCACAAGUUAGAUAAAUAGAAUAAUAUUGUGGUGCCUUUUGCUGUAUGCUGAAGUCGGAGGUCCCAUUGAGUUUUUGUAGCCUUUCUUAUAAAGACUCCUCGUUUUUAUAGAGACCAACCCUCUUCCUUCCUUUUGCUUUGGUUUUUUCUCUGAUUUGGGAUCUUCCUCUUUUUGAACUGUGAUCUGAUUAUGUCAUCAUGCAAUAUUGAUUCCUCCUGUGUAAAAGGUGUCUGUUUACAUGAGUAUGAUCCACGCAAUGCGCUCGUUUCACAGGGACAUUAGUCAUUGACGCAACCGGAAGUGUAGGGUAGUUUUUCUCGGAUGAUUUUUGGAUGAAUCACAUCAGCCAUUCAUGUCCUCGUUCGCUGCCUGUCAGUCAUUUGUUGUUAUUUCUGUGAAAACAAGAGUGUUAGGGAGUUGUUGAGGGGAACUAACUCCAGAUUCCUGUGUAGGUGUUCAGGGUGCUGCCAUGACAUUGAUGGUGGUUGCAGUGUGUGUGUCUGUGUGUGUGUGCGUGUGCGUGUGCGUGCGUGUGUGUGUGUGUG